GGUGACAGUGGUGGUAGGGGGAUGUUUGGACCAGAUGAUUUGAAAGUCUUUUCCAACCUUAAUGAUUCUAUGACGCUAUAAUUCUAUGACUCUGACCUGGAGGUUCCGCUACUGGGACCUCCCUUGGUCACGCACAUGACUCCACAGAGGUGAUGGUCACUUGGUAUGAGGGAAGCUGGGGGUUUGCAGGGAAAGCGCCAGGGCAGAAUUGCUUUUAUUCCUGGUUCUGCAAGAAGCCUGCAGCUGUGGAUUGUGUGUCCCAGAGGAGAAGAAAUAAAGAUUGGAGUACCAUGUCACUUCUGCUGAUGCGCCAGCCUGGGAAGAACACUGGUUACACAGCAUACCAUCACUGCCUGCUGUGACAAACUUUUGGGUUAGUGUGAACACAAGGUAGUUGAUUAACAGAAGGGGUGGUUCACAGUGUCCUGUCUUGCACACCCAGACCACCCUUGAUUUGAAUGGUCAGAUCACUGAACCUUUAGGCAGCUUCCCUUCGAGAACAAGCACCUGGGGAUAUCAGCAACCUCUACCCACUAUCUUUGGGUGAGGUCCUUUCUCCUGUUACUGUUAAUUCAACAUAGAAAUAGGAAAGCCAUGGAAGAUGACUUUGCAUUCUACUCUGUGCUUGCUUUUCCAAGUAUUCAUCCAGCUGUGUGCCUAUCACAAAGUUUGUUGUUGUUUUUUUUUUUUUUGGAUACAAUUGCAUAUCGUGUCUACCUAAGUGGAAAGAACCAGUCUCACCUCAACUUUCUCUGAACAGGAUAAAGGUUGCUAACUGACUCAUUCGUUUCAACAAUGGCUGAGAAAGAAUGAAAAGGGUGGAUAGUUUUGUUAGCAAGUGGUGUCUUAAAUCACACCCAAACUUCAAAAGUAUAUCUGCACCAUCCUGAUGGCAAGCCCUCAGCUGGGAUUUCAAUAGUAGACAGCAAAAUAAGAAGGGCAGUUGUCAUACAGUAUGCCUCAGGGAAUGGCAGGCAUGUGGGAGGCAGUGCUCUGAGUCAAGCUAAGUGCACUCUCAAGGCAGACAGGAGUUCUUUUUGUACAAGCAAACAGACACAUAAAAAUUUAAAAAUUAGGAAUUGCCUAACGUGAUCGAUUAAUCUGCUAUCAGUGAUACCCUGAAUUUUCUGGUAUUCUUUUCUCACAACCACAACCAAAGGAAGUGGAUGAGAUUUUCCUUGAGAGCUAUCAGCUCUCAUUUGUCUCUGAAACUAUUGCCUCAACUAAACUGCAGUGAAAUUUUAACAAACAGACCUGCUCCCCCCAGCAAUUUAGGCUGCAUGAAGGUUCCUUCUACAGCAACUAAAUAAUUUAAAACUACUUUGGUACCUCUCCAUAGUUUCUAUACAGACUCUUAGAAUGACCUUCUCAGCAAUGCAUGCACCAUACUAACAUUCACCAUUUGGGUUGGCUUUUGUCUGCCACAAUUGUUCAUUUUCCUUAAGUUAGUGCCCACACUUCAAAUGACAGGUAGACAGAGAGGCAGAUGCUUUUUAGUAUGAUUCCAGACAGCGAUGCUAGUUGAACAAGCAAUAUUCUAGAAGGAAGUAUUUUGUACCUAUAUCUGCAGCAUUACUUAUAUAACUAAUACUUGUUCUCUUUUUCCUAUUCCACAUUAUUUUAAUGAGACUUCCUGAUCGAGCAAGAAUUUCUUGUAGUAAUAAGGUAUAAAAAGGCCAGGGAAUCUUUUGCGAUCGUUAUUGAGUCUUAUGUCCACAAAGCUGUUGCAAUCUCAUAAUUAAAACCUUUCUCUUUUGCCAAACCUACUUAGGGCGAGGUGUUGCAACACAAUGGCAGCAAUCACAAAUACAUCUGCUUUAUGGUAGAAUUUCCAGAAAAAAUACUCUUGUCCUCUAUUCACCAUUCAGAUACCAAAGUUCAUCUGAAAAAAUGUGAAUUAAAAUAUGGUUUAGUCUUUAUGCAAUCUGCAGUCAUUGGAACUUAAGUACUGCUUUCAGUUUGAUCAAUUUGAUUUUGCUGCUAUUGAAGUCAAAUGUUGCUUCACAACCAGUUGUUUGUUUUGCACUAAAGCUGCCUAGUGAUGACAGGAUAAGGAAGGAUAUGCCUUAAGGAAGGCUUUCUGAAAAGGCACAACUAAUAAAUGGACUUGCACUCCUUUGCUCGACUCUCCAGUAUCUUUGUAUCUAUCACACAUUGGCAUAAUGGGCUUCAAACAGCACAACUCCUUGAAGAGCAGAAUCAGAUGACAACAUCUUAAGAAAGCAUUUAUUUUUUUCUUUGAAUUUUACCAUCAGGUAAUAUCUAUCAAAAUUAUUGCAUGUAACUAAACAAACUUCAGUCCAGCUGCAGUAACAGAGCCUCUUUUUGAAUAUAGUGUUCCCGUGAGAUGCUGAGCUGCUUACAACCCCUUGUUUUCAUUAGGAAGGCACAGUCAGGCCUCCUGAACCUGUCCUCUGCUUUCAUCUACACACAAACUCAUCUGACCGCACUGAAAGCUGUGUUACACGUGUUGAGAGACAAGCCCUGUCGCCAGAAGCCUGUCUGGGCAGCUGAUGUAGAAGUCAGCAGAGCCAUUCCUGACAGGGUGCUGGCAAAGCAGGCAAGUCCUAAGCAGCCCUGUAGAGAUCAGCCAGCUCCUCUGAGUCAAAACCAUGACCCUGCUGAAGAUGCUCACAUUGGUUUAUGGGCGAAUAAAAAGCUUAGAAAAGCCUCCUUCAAAACAUAUUGUCAAAUGAAGCUGGUUACUAGAACUGAGACCAUUUCCUUAUUAUCCAUCAGAUUAAUCAAAACAAGAGGUGCAGGUUAGCUCUCCUACCAUUGUCAACAGCCUAACUGCUCAAGCAGAGAGCAUGCAUUGCCUUAAUUCAAACCACUGUCUUGAAAGAAGCAGUUUCAAACAAGCUCCCCCCCUCAAGUUCUAUUUCCUGCUCUACAGGUUCAGAGGUCUGCCUUAAAGCUUGUCAAUCUUCUGUUAAUUUAACUCCCACCCCUGCCACACACACUGCUUUUACAUCCGUAACCCCCACUGAAAUGGACAUUUAUGACAACAAGAUACAAAACUGAGCAUUUGUACAUUUUUAAGGGGAAGUGUUGUUUUUUUUUUUUAUUUUAUUUUAUUUUUGUUUUUCCCUGUUAUUUCAAUCUAAUCUUGCAAGAAGAGCUUUUCUUGCAAUAUUUUUUUUUCCUUUUCUUCUUUUAAAAGAAGAGUUUUUCUUUUAAAGACCUCCUGGUACCUUUACCAGUCACCUCCCUGAAGGACAGCUGGGAGAGUUUGUCUUGAAGGACAAGCUGGACAACAACUAAACCAGGAUUUCAGCGCAAAUCCUUCCUGCGUGUCACCUCAAGAGCCCAGCCACCAUUUCCAUUUGGAGGUGACCACUUCUAUCCUACCUGUGGCUGCUUGGUCUCCCUCGCUCCUCCUGGCACUGGCAGAUUGUGGUUUGGACUUCUCCCUAGGCACUUCUGUAAAAUGACAGAGGCUGGAAAAAAGCAACCAAAGAAAACCAAACACAAACCCAAAGAGAGAACACCCUCCCUCCCCCAUCCUCCCCCUCCAAACCAAUCUAAUCCACAGUUCCAGAAGCUGGAGAGCACUAAGAUGGACGGAUCCCCAAGCCCGUGAAAGGCAGCCGGUAACAGCACUACCAGCGCUGCCCCUCCGGCCCAGCAUGGCCAUGCGGCAGCGACGUGCAGUGGCAGUGCUGGUGACCAUGGUGCUGCUGGGUGCCACCGUGCUGCUGGGCCGUGGCAGGUGGCGGACGGCAGGGCCUGGCAGUGGCUCGGCUGAGGGCAUGGUGCUGGAGCGGGUGUGUGGGGCGCUGCUGGCUGGGCAGGCCCCUGGCAUGCAGGGCGGUGGGCUGCGGCCCGCGACCAGGGGCUCAUCCUGCAGCACAUACGUGUUCCACAGCCGGUAUAUCACCCGUGCCCUGUCCUCCGAGGAGGCCGCCUUCCCCCUUGCCUACAUCAUCACCCUGCAUAAGGAGUUUGAGACCUUCGAGCGGCUCUUCAGGGCAGUCUACAUGCCCCAAAAUGUCUACUGCGUCCACGUGGACGGUAAGGCGCCGGCUGCCUUGCGGCAGGCAGUGUGGCGGCUGGUGGGCUGCUUCCCCAACGCCUUCCUUGCCUCCCACACUGAGCGGGUGGUCUAUGGCGGUGUAUCCCGCCUGCGGGCCGACCUGCACUGCAUGCGGGACCUGCUGGCCUCCGCCGUGCCCUGGCAGUACGUGCUGAACGUCUGCGGGCAGGACUUCCCCUUGAAGACCAACCGGGAGAUUGUCCGGCAGCUGAAGGGCUUCAGGGGAAAGAAUGUCACCCCUGGGGUGCUCCCGCCACCCCACAUCACUGCACGAACACGAUUCAUGCACCAAGAGUGGGAGGGAAGCAACAUUUCGGGGCUGGUCACCCCCCAGGUGCACAAAGCUCCCCCACCACACAACCUGACCAUCUACUUCGGCUCCGCAUACAUUGCAGUCACCCGGCCCUUUGUGAAGUUCGUGCUGAGGGACCGGCGUGCCAUUGACUUGCUGGCAUGGUCCCAGGACACCUACAGCCCCGACGAGCACUUCUGGGUGACUCUCAACAGGAUCCCAGGUGUCCCAGGCUCCAUGCCCAACGCGUCAUGGGAAGGAGACCUGAAAGCAGUGAAGUGGAUUGAUAUGGAAGAGAGCCAUGGAGGUUGUCAUGGCCAUUAUGUCAGAGGCAUUUGUGUGUAUGGAACGGGUGACCUCAAAUGGCUUUUUAACUCCACCUGUAUGUUUGCAAAUAAGUUUGAGCUCAGAACAUACCCACUGACUGUGGAGUGCUUGGAGCUGAGACAUCGAAAGAGAACCUUGUCCCAGAGUGAGGUUCAGGUGGAACCAAAUUGGUAUUUCUAGCUAGCAAAAAAAAAAAAAUCAGGCUACAUCAAUGAAAGUGAUCAGGAGAAUAGCAGCAAAUGUCUAAUUUCUGCCGUGCUGGUAACACAAAUUCAUCCACCAGGUUUCUUUAGGAUGUGUGGUAGCUACAGCUCAGUUCAGCUUGUCUCAUCCAGUCUGCAAAUCUAACCUUUGACUUAACACCCUGAGGCCAAAGUGUGAGAGAUCCAAAAGGAAGCACUAAGGCACAACCCCUCUUGCAGCUGCCCUGUCUGCAUUUUUGCCAUUUUUAAUGGGCUUUUUUUCCAGCCAUAACUUUUGUCUAGCUUUAGUGACAUUGCUACCUGUUUCUAUAAAAUGUGUAGAGAACCAUGCAUCACUGGCAUUUCUCGUACCUCAGUAAAAAACAGGAAUACAGUUGGUGGUCAUACAUAUAGAUGCUGUUUUGUCAAAGACAAAAUCUAGUGCAUAGAACCAUCAAGAAAGUACUGGAAAUAGAAUAAAGAUGCUGCACUGUCCAGAUCUUACCUGUUCUUUAAAUAUCUAUUGGGACAAGGUUUGUGAAAGAAAACAGCAUCUUUUGCUAGGUUAAUGAAUAUGGCUAGAAAAAUUUGAUAGGCAUGUGCAGAAGCCCUUCUUCAUGUCUGAAAAACAAGGGCUUACAUAUUUGUUUUAGAAGGCCAACCAAUAGAGCUGGAAAAACUAAACUAAACUAAACUAAACUAAACUAAACUAAAUUAAACUAAACUAAACUAGUCUCUAUACACAGAUUUUGGCCCACCUGUGUCCUUAGAUCAUCCCAUGUAGGACACAAAGUGAGGAAGACAGUGGCAAGACACAUAUUUUCAGGACUGGAAGAGGGUAACUGUGCUUUGGCAAUAACUCAGUAAUUCUGUGUCAUGUUUUGAUAUAGCCUGAGUAUUCUUCCCAAGUUACUUCCUUUGAUCUUAAACUAGUGGCUAAUACACAUACUUAACAUUAGGGUUCACUUCAUCCCAGCCCUAUUUUUAUUCCCCUUUAUUCAGCCACUAGAGGGAGGCAAUCAAAUAUGUGAGCUGAUGUUCCUUUCCAAGUCUACCUAAUGCUCUUCCAUGCACAGUUUAAACAGACUAGGCAUGCUGUAGAGAAAAAUCUGCAUUCAGGAAUAUUUUAGUAUGGCCAACAGAAGGCAAAAGUUACAGGUAUCAGUCACUGUGUCCUAAAAAAAACAAAGCAGGGAAGCAAAACUGUGAAUGCUUCUUCCUGUAGUGAUGACUGGUGGAGUUUAUGUGGUAUUUUAGCUGCACUGUUGAAUGGCCCAAGUCAGCAGCACUGGGGUGGUACAAAUUGGGAGUGAAUGUGCUGCUCUCCUGAACAAGCAAAGGUGGCUCAAAGAGGAGGUCUUGAAUAGCAGCAGUUUAACAUCCAACUUUAUUAAACCAUUGCUAAUUUCGGUUUUAACAAACUGGAUUGCAAACGGCAGCAGUUCAGAAAUGACAACACAUCAUAUUCAGAUGUCCUGAAGCAUGGUUGGUAACCCCCAGGCAUGGGUCUGAAAGGGCUGGAUCUGCUUCAGUCAGCUUGUUCUGUGUUUAUAGCUGUCAACACUUAAUAAUGCAGAUUUCUGCAGAAAGGCAUCAAGAGUUUAUCUCCACAGCAGGUUUUUGGUGGAAAUCCUACUCACUUUCUUGUGGAGGGAACUUGCUACCAUGGUGGCAGCUGAAGAGACAAGUCUUUUAAAGAAAGAGUUUUAAAGUGCCCAACUAAGAGUUCUGGAGCCAAAAUCUGCCCCCCCCUCCCCCCCCCCCCCCCCCAGGUUGUUCUGUCUAGCUGAAUAUCCCCAAAUUGAAAUGUUCCAAAUAAAAGACGAUUUCACAGUUUAAUGUGACUAUUUAAAGUAGCACAGAGUACAAACAAGGUUACAUUUCAGUUACAUUUCAUUGUUCAGACUCAAGAAAAUACAGGCAAAUGGCAAAAUAUCUCCCAGUAGCAGAAGCAAUAAGUUUGGCAGUUUGAAGCCACAGAUAUCAAAGGCUCCAAGCCUGAGCAAAUACAGAUGUUUUACGACUGUGUUGUAGUACUGGUUAUAGAAAGAACCCGGAAAAAAAUCAAAGGUGGUUAGUCUACUGGGAGACCUUGAUUUCGAGUUUGUUAUUGUUGUUUUUAAAUGAAUGCUACUCUUUGUCAUGUUUUUCUUGAAAUAAAUCGUUUUGUUUUCAUUGUGUGACUGAUUUUUGGGUGCAAAUCAUCAGCUUCUUUUCUUUUUAAAUGAAGACAGGCUGAGGGAGUUGGGGUUGU
Molecule: messenger RNA, 7091 nt
Organism: Anas platyrhynchos (mallard)
Lineage: Eukaryota; Metazoa; Chordata; Aves; Anseriformes; Anatidae
Gene: GCNT2
Product: glucosaminyl (N-acetyl) transferase 2 (I blood group)
Biological process (GO): transforming growth factor beta receptor signaling pathway
Cellular component (GO): membrane
Molecular function (GO): acetylglucosaminyltransferase activity
Source: RefSeq, a predicted model, not a curated record